Oreochromis aureus is the source of this 6627-nucleotide messenger RNA. It is a transcript of the gene gna13b, whose product is annotated as guanine nucleotide binding protein (G protein), alpha 13b. Gene Ontology annotation, biological process: Rho protein signal transduction; adenylate cyclase-activating G protein-coupled receptor signaling pathway. Gene Ontology annotation, cellular component: heterotrimeric G-protein complex; brush border membrane. The transcript is spliced from 5 exons. Gene Ontology annotation, molecular function: D5 dopamine receptor binding; guanyl nucleotide binding; G-protein beta/gamma-subunit complex binding. Lineage: Eukaryota; Metazoa; Chordata; Actinopteri; Cichliformes; Cichlidae. The record is from RefSeq and is a predicted model, not a curated record. The coding region runs from base 47 to 1201 and encodes 384 amino acids.
UCAGCCCUCCCCAUCCACCCUCUGUAUCGAUGAAGUUGUUUCAAAGAUGGCGGAUUUCCUGCCAUCCCGCUCCGUUUUAUCUGCAUUUUUCCCCAACUGCCUCCUUACAAGCGGCGAGGCAGAGCAGCUGCGGAAAUCUAAAGAGAUAGAUAAGUGUAUUCAUCGAGACAAGACUUAUGUUAAAAGGCUGGUAAAGAUCUUAUUGCUCGGGGCGGGAGAAAGCGGCAAGUCCACUUUCCUCAAGCAAAUGCGUAUUAUUCAUGGGCAGGACUUCGAUCAGAAGGCCAAAGAAGAAUUCAGGGCUACGAUUUUUAGUAAUGUUAUUAAAGGCAUUCGAGUGUUGGUGGAUGCUAGAGAGAAACUGCACAUCCCAUGGGGUAACCCGUCCAACCAGCGGCAUGGAAACACUAUGAUGGCAUUUGACACUCGGUCGGCGAUGGCUCACGGUCACGGCAUGGUGGAGCCCAAAGUUUUUCAGCACUACCUGCCAUCAAUCAAGGCCCUGUGGGCAGACCAGGGCAUCCAGAAUGCCUACGAUCGGCGCAGGGAGUUCCAGCUGGGGGAGUCGGUCAAGUAUUUCCUGGACAAUUUGGAAAAGCUCGGACAGUCAGACUACCUCCCCAGCCAGCAGGACAUCCUUCUGGCCAGAAAACCCACCAAGGGCAUCCACGAGUAUGAUUUUGAAAUUAAGAAUGUGCCUUUCAAAAUGGUGGACGUGGGUGGGCAGCGCUCUGAGAGACGGCGCUGGUUUGAAUGUUUUGACUCGGUCACAUCCAUCCUCUUCCUUGUGUCCUCCUCUGAGUACGACCAGGUGCUCAUGGAAGACCGGCAGACUAACCGACUGAGCGAGUCACUAAACAUCUUCGAGACCAUAGUCAACAACCGGGUCUUCAGCAAUGUCUCCAUCAUCCUGUUCCUCAACAAGACGGACCUGCUGGGGGAGAAGGUGAAGCAAGUGUCCAUCAAAGACUACUUCCCCGAGUUCUCUGGUGACCCCCUGAGUUUGGCAGAUGUCCAGCGCUUCCUGGUGGAAUGCUUUCGCAAAAAGCGUCGCGAGCAGCAACAGAAGCCUCUGCAGCAGCAGAAGCCUCUGUACCACCACUUCACCACAGCCAUCAACACUGAAAACAUCCGGCUGGUGUUCCGUGAUGUCAAGGACACCAUCCUGCACGACAACCUCAAGCAGCUGAUGCUGCAGUGAGGGAGCGCGGCAGGGAAGGGCGGAGGCAAAGGGAACAUGGCUUGCAGUGUCAGCAGCCAUAGGAGGAGCGGACAGUGUCACGGCUUUCACCCACCCAGGAUUUGGCUCUGCCCCUCACUGUUGAACUUGACUGUGUAUUAAAGCAACCACUACUAUGGCCACUCCCCCCUGUGCUUCUCUUUGCUUAACAAGCGUGUUCACUGUAACUUAUAACAGCCCACUGUGGCUGAGUUCUUCCUGCCCAGCCCUUAGACCCAUGUAAAUGACCUGUAAUCCUCACUCUCUCAGGCCACGCCCACACUCCUGAGCAUCCUUUAUAGUGUCCCUGUAUCCUGCUCCCACACUGGAGAGGGGGCGGGGUGAUCUAGCCCAAUAUCAGUGACUGUUACCAAGGUGUUGUUGUAAAUUUGCUCUUCACUGGGGCUUGGUGAUGAGAUCACUGUGCCUUGGUGUGGAUUUCUACUUUUCUAAUCAUUUUGUUUUCUAUUGUAUGAACAUACUGUUUUAACCUAUGCAUUUUUCGAUCUCGUGGGGGUUUACACUUUGACAUUUGGACUGUUACAGUUAUUCAAAGAUGUCGGGGUGCUGCUGACUAAGUGUGCAGACACAAACACGCCGCUUGUUGGAAGCUGGUCCGGGGUUUAGGGUGACCCACAGUACUCGUGCUGUUUCUCAGGGCACCAUUUCUAAACCACUACUGUGAUUUGAUACAGUGCAGAACUUGUGUACCUUACCCUUGCACCAGUCAAACGGGUUUCCCCAGUAUUUGCCACAAAACUGGCCGGAGUUGUACUUCAGAAGCAAAACUCUGGCCGUCGACCUCAGCCUUAUUUUACUGCGAGUGAUUUGACCCGUAUGCUUGCACAUAUGCUAACAUGUGAUUUGUGAAUGCUGCCUCAUUGACAGUGGUUAAAGAAUAACACUAAGGGAAAAAUGUAAAGCGGCUUCUCUCAAACUGAUGGCAGAUGUUGCAGCGCGGAUUGAGCCCCUGGGUUUUAUUCAGUGGUACAGAGAGAGGAUUUUUUUCUCCUCGAUAGAAUUAUCACCUUAAGUGUUGCGUAUUGUACUGCAGGUGAUGAGGUGGCCAUGUUGCCUUUUCUCUUAAUCAGAUCUUCAUGUUGCAGGCCGCCUCUCACCACAGGAACAUAUUCCUUAGCAGUCUGUGCAGCUAGUUUCUGCUGGCUGCUCUCGUUUUGUAUAAAGUUCACAUGUCCAGUCUAACGCAUGUGUCCCUCACACCGACCUAAAGCUUGUUGCAGCCGCUCUAACUUUCCACACAGUAUAAUGGUAAGUGUUAUUUUGCUACGUGGUGUUUUUGGUUUGGGGUUUUUAAGCAGAAGCAGGCAUCUAUUGGGCUGUCCUAUGUUGUUUAGGGGGCUUUCCUGUUUCCCAGCUUCCUGUGUCUUUACAACACGAAUGCCACAAUCCUGUACGUGUCCCUGCAAAUAACUGGCUCCACUGGUCCAUGCUAACCAGUUGUAAAAGUAGUCUUGUUGUCUUUUUGGGGGUGAGCAGUUUGAGCUCCGCACUGUAGACUUUUGAACAAUGGGAACAUUCUGUGUGCGUCAACGUGGGUAUUUUUUUGUACUUUCUAAUUGUGAUAAUUGCUAAUGUUGAAUAAGUAAAGAAUACUUAAUGUUAAUCACUGUUAAUAAGUGUUGUGCACAGACUUUUGUAACUGUGAGCUGCGAAGCUUCAAAGGGACACGAGGCACACUGAGAAACUGGCUGAAAAAGGUUUUGCUGAUGUGUUUUUGGGGCUCGGUGAUUUGAUCACAGAACUGUGCAUUUACAAAUACUAUCAUUAACUGUCUUUGUCUUAUCAGAUCUACACCUGCAGUGUUGACUGAACUCAAAUAAAGAUUCCUCAAAUACAACAGGUGACAAAAACCUGUGUGUGCUGCCAGAACGAUUUCACACUGUGCCGGGGGCGGGGCUUGGAAGAGACCAUUCCCAUCAGGAUGAUGGAUGAUCACUGUCAAUGACUAAUGAGUGACCCAUCACUAAAUGAGGCACUGUCAAAGUUUGAUUUGUGGGCGUGUCAUGUUCAGCUCACUGAUCGUGCUCCAUUGAAGUGAUUGUGAGUAGUGAGCUGUGACUGCAGUGUUUGCAGCUUAGUCAGCGUCUGCUUCACACUGACAGCUCCUGACCUCAGCUCCUCUGUCACAAGAAAGCUGCUGCCAGUCACUGUUUGUGUGUCUGUGCCAGUGUGUCAGUGUUGGCAAGGAGCAGUGAAGUCACAUGACUUAUUCUCUGUGUGUGUGUUUUCCAACACGGUUAAAAAAGACAAAGCUGACAAACAGGACCAACUACCUGUGUGUGUGUGUGUGUGUGCAUGUGCGUGCGCGUGUGUGUGUGUGCCAUAUCUGACUCGAGCUUCAGCAGCUGAAGCUUCUGUGUGUGUGGAUGAGUUUCUCAUGUCACUGAAGCCUGUUGUUGAAGUGUUAUCAGGACAGACCACCACCCUGACUGUGAUUAUUGUCACACAGAAGCACGAGUGUGUUUGUCAGGACACUUUUCAUUAUAAACUAAGACAGUUGUGCCAUGUCUACAAAGACACAUUAACAUUAAGCCAAGCAAACUGAGCUCUCUUCGUCUCAUUUAUCACUUUGUGCCUGUUUGCAUCCAUUCUUUACGUUACUGCCAUCUUGUGGCCACAGUCAGCUGUUGUUGCUGAAAGCAGCCAUUGUUUUCUGCAGAUAGUGAAGCUCUCUCAGUCACAGGGGCAUUUUCAUCUCCCAGUAAAAAUGGCUGUACCUGAGAGGCUUUCUUGCACUGAUUUGUGGAUAGACCUCUGGUCUUUCCCUGUGCGUCAUGGCAACAGUGGCUCUAAUAACUGUCCUGCUGAGUCGGGCACAAGGAGGUUUGCUAACCCAAGCUGAAUUCAGUCAUUAAUAAAGUCAGUCCCACCUGUUUUUGGUGGGUUUUUCUGCUCUGACAAACCAUGAAAAGCACUACAAUUAUUGCUACAUGUACAAAAAAAUGCAGUGUGUUAAACUUCAAGUACAACAGCUCAAGUCGAGGUGUGCCUGAAACUGUGGGUGUAACUUAGAUCUGUAGAUAAAGCUUUGGUGUUUCACAGUAAACUGACGGGAGAGCAGCGUGGGAGGCAAGCUGCUUUCAGUUUUCAUGGUCUCUGCUUGUCUUUUUGUAAAAGUCAUUACUGAUCUACAGCAAGGCUAGGCUGUGCCCGAUGAGCCCAUCGUUGAAUUCAAGGCUAAAGUUCUUACCAACAGCUACUUUCAAAAAAGUGUUGGAGCAGUCUGAUCUAAAGACAUGCAGGCAGCAUGGAUACUAUCAAGGGUCAGAGUCGCUUUUCGUUUGAAUUCAUACUUUCUGCAUCCUGCUUACUGCUCAUUGGCUGAAAACACAUCAUGGUUGGUAUUCAUAUACUUUGACCCGGACGCUGCUAGGAUCCUAAACAUCGGAGGCUUACCCUACCUCUGAUAUCUUUUAGACUUUAUUAUGGUAGUUCUUAAAAAUGAUUUACUAUAUUUUAUAUAAAAUGCCAAACAUUGUCACAGCUCUAGCAGGGCUUUGUGUCUCGUCGUACCCAUCUCGCCAGAGCACAGCUGGGGUUGAUAAAGCAAUCAGCCACCCAGAAGUACCAGUAUAUAAGCUGUCAGUGAGUGGCCCAGUCCUGGGUGGUGAGCUGGUUGGUGUUUCCUUUGAGCUGUUAGUGAGUAGCUGGUACCUGCCAGCAGCACAGCUUACCCUCUGGAUAUUUUAGUGUAAGGAUGACUUUGGUUGAACUAGCAGUGUGGAGGCCUCUUUGAGUCCCUUGAAUAAGACUUUGCUCUGCUCUUUUCAUCUCCUGGUCAUACUCCUCUCAUCGUCUAAUCCUUAUUCUCAGGCAUGUUUACCUAAAGCUUGAUGUGACAGAAUCAUGUACCAACCCAGGCCACAAGAUGGCAGCGUGAAGGCUGGAUGCACACUGACAGGCCAGGAGCUUUAUGACUGCUUUACUUUGGUACGUUUCAAUUAUGUCUAUUGUUAGAUUUGACAAGGCAAGCAGUGCUUGUCCUGAUUACUGUCUUUAUGGCAAGCUCUAAAGACACAAAAUAUGUUUACAGCCAAACAGGUAAGUUACAGUAAAAAAGGAGAAAAGCAGGCUGACGUCCGUCAGAGCAGACACAUGGUUUCAUGUUUACAGCUGUCCCCUGAUGUUCAUUUGUUUAAUUUGGCCUAAACGACAAAGACACGACACACAGUGCAGUGAAACUGUGGCUCAGUGUGUCACAGAUGGCAGCUCUAACCUGGAACUGGAAACACUUUCUAAGCACUGACCUGAGUUUGGGUCUGAGCUCCGUCUGCUGCAGCAGCAACACAAGGAGCUGCUGUUGGUCGUACCAAUCAGCACGGACACUGACCUUAGGUGGGACCUGCUGGAGGGCUGCUCACCUCUGAUUGGUUAUAGCUGCUAACUAUAUUGAGGUUAUAUUGAACAGCUGGUGUACACAUUUGAAAGCACGUACUGCUUCAGUGAUCUUCUCGUGUGAAACAUUCAAAACUGAUCAAACGUAAGGAUUAGAAGUGAAGAUUCAGUUUUAUUUGUACAGGACAAAAUAACAACAACAGUUGUCUCAAGACCCCACAAUGAUAGGUUUCCAGGACAUAGACCAAGCCGAGUCGAUUUCACUUUGAGUUUACUGAAAUUGAAGUCCUCGGCUCUGAAUUUUGAUCUGAAUUUUCUAAAUGUUUCUAGAUUAGGUUGAUAAAUGUGUGGUAGACGGGUCUCUGUGUCAGAAGUCUCUAGGCUGUCAUGUGUUUAUCUGUGCUUUGGAUUCAUUCAGAGACCACCUGCUGACUCCUGAGCAAAGAACAUAUCACAAAGUGUUCACUCAGGCCUGAAAGAAAUCCUCAUUUUUAAAUAGGUUUUUGAAAUGUUUUUGUUUAGUUCUGGUUUUAUUUUUAAUUCAUUUAUUCAUUUUGUUUCAGACUGUCUCCCGUUGUUGUUGCUGUUAACAUGUUAAAGUCAGUGUGCUUUAAACAAGCAGGAUGUGGUGCUUGUGAUGGUUUAAAAGAGGGUUCCAGCAUUAGAGUAAUUCUCUGUUUAAAGCAUGUUGAGGCCUGAAGUGUCCGAACCAAACACAACCUUAAAUUUCUCUUUGUGCUCAGGGCCUCAUAGUUUGGGUGAUAUGAGGCCCUAGUGAUGGGUGAUAACAUGAUUAAAGCAUUUUAUUGAGGGGAAAAAUGUCGACAUUCACACUCCAAUCGAUGCAACAUGGGGUCAGUAUCAUGCCUCCACCUCCGGAGCUACAGCCACCCUGUAAAAAAAAUAAAUAAAUAAAAAUAAACCCUGAAGCCGUGAACAAACUCAUCAUAGCCAAAAACACCUGCAGGGUGUAAAAGUAAAGCUGAGCUUCAUUCAUGUAACAAGAAUCGUUGAGGAAAUUUAGAGCAUUAAAUAAAAGAAGUCAACUGACA